Molecule: messenger RNA, 1656 nt
Organism: Drosophila busckii
Lineage: Eukaryota; Metazoa; Arthropoda; Insecta; Diptera; Drosophilidae
Product: solute carrier family 22 member 6-like
Exons: 4
Coding region: 1-1656 (551 amino acids)
Biological process (GO): transmembrane transport
Cellular component (GO): membrane
Molecular function (GO): transmembrane transporter activity
Source: RefSeq, a predicted model, not a curated record
AUGGACUUUGAUAGAGCUCUGGCCAAAUGCGGCAAUAAUCAUCGCUAUCAAUACUUGCUGCUCAGUCUUUACAGCCUAUUGAUCGGGAUAUCGCCAUAUCACCAUUUCUCCCAGAACAUAAUAAACUUUGUGCCAGAGCAUUAUUGCUACCACGAGCAGCUGGUGAAUCAAAGCUUUGCUCAGCUCAAGGCACUUUAUAGUCAAUUUGAGAAACCAUCGUGUACACGUCUAGACUCCAUUGACGCAGCUGGUAAUGUGACGCUUAGUGCGGAGCGCUGCGAUCGCUGGUUCUACAACUACGACAAUGGAUUCAGAAGCAUGAGCGCCGAACUUAACUGGGUCUGUGAAUCGAACUACAAAACUCCCAUGGGACAUUCAUUCAACUUUCUGGGCUCUGUGUUUGGCACAUUGAUAUUUGGUUGGCUGGGCGAUCGUAUUGGCCGCAUAUGGCCGCUAAUAGGUGCCAAUCUUUGCGCUUUCGUUGGCGACCUUGCAGCAGUUUUUACUACCAAUAUAACGUCGUUUUCCAUAACACGUUUUAUAGCAGGCCUAGCCAUGGAUGGUGAUACCUGCCUAAUGUAUAUACUGGAGUACGUCUCCUUGGACUUGCGUAUUACCAGUCUAAAUCUCAUCAGGAACACGUCCUAUGCUUUCGGCAUGAUAAUCACUUCUCUCACAGCUAUAUCCGUGGGAAACUGGAAAUUAUACUUGAUCUGUGCUUCCAUGCCGAAGCUAUUGAUCAUUUCAUACAAUUGGCUUAUACAAGAGAGCGCUCAGUGGCUUAUAACACGCAAUGACAUUGAAGGAGCCAUCAAGCGCCUAAGAAAAAUAGCAAAGUUUAACAAGCGUGCCGUCAAGGAAGAGCAUUUUGAGGAUUUUCGUAGUUAUUGUCAGACAAGAGCCGCUAAACACGCAGAGGAGCAUCAAAAUAAGUUCACCGAUAUUUUUAAAACGCCCCAUUUACGCAACACGGUCUUGCGUUUGCUGCUGAUAUUCACUAUAAUGCUGUUCUGUCGCCAUAUCCUAAGCCGUAGUGUGCAGGUGGUUGGGAUCUCCCCAUAUAUAUCCUUUGCGCUUAGCGCUUCCGUGUUGCCUGUGGCAGGACUUGUUCAGAUGAAGCUCCAGAAGAAUUUUGGACGUAAAACGACAUCGACCUCGGCUAUGCUGCUCACUGGACUAAUGGUGGCAGCCAGUGGCAUUACAUUGAGUUUGUCAAAGGAGCCCAGCGUUUACCUAUUGGUAGCAUUGAUGAUGCUCUCGCGUUUCGGCAUUUCCGUCUGCUUUGGCGCUACUCUACUUUACACUUCAGAGCUGGUGCCCACCUGUGUGCGUUCGCGUAUCUUGGGCGCUGGCUAUAUAUCUGGCUCCAUAGUGUCAAUACUAGUCCCUUACAUUUUGCACUUGCGUACCUACAAUCCCGCCGCGCCUUCGAUUAUAUUGUGCCUGUUCUUUUUUAGCAGCGCCUACACAUGCCUCCAUCUGCCAGAGACGCAUAAUCGGAAGCUGCCCAAUACUUUGGCGGAGGGUGAGCAGUUUGGCAAGCAUGAACGUAUGUUUGACUUCCUGCGACGUGCCAAACCUGUGGACGAGGACGAGGAGAUCCCCAGCGCUGAGACACGUGAACACCUUAUGCCCGAGCAAAUAGUUAACAGUUAG